Molecule: messenger RNA, 1551 nt
Organism: Cuscuta campestris
Lineage: Eukaryota; Viridiplantae; Streptophyta; Magnoliopsida; Solanales; Convolvulaceae
Source: the annotation of a GenBank genome assembly
UGCAAUUUUUGCAAUNAUUAUAAAUUCAGAAUUUUAUUUAUUGUUUAUUUCCGGGGCCGUUCAUCUUCCCCGUCCGUUGUAAUCCGUACAAAAAUUGUAACAAUCUUAAGGUAGUAGUCAUAUCCGUGCGCAAUGGCGGGUAUGGACGGAUUCGGUUUUGACGCUCACACCGGAAACGGGAGUAGUUCCGAGACUCCGGUUGUGAACGUUUCGGCUGGAUUGGGUGGCUCUGUUGGGCAGGCCACUUCGAUCACCACCUUCGUUGGAUCGAGCGCGACUAUGGGGUCCGCUCCGGUUACCUCGGUUAUUGGACCAACCGCGGCUACGGCCGCAAUGGUCACCCCACUCGGACCGAACAUGGCUUCGGCCAUACCGGUCAUUCCCUCACUUGGACCGAACACGGGUGUCUUCACAUCCGCACCGGUCGGACAUCCUAUUGUCAUGCUGCCUGCAAACUCUGUCAAAGAACCGGCAAAGUUCACAGGUGUUGGCUUUAAAAUAUGGCAGCAAAGGAUGUUAUUUUGGCUGACCACCCUCAACCUUGCAAGGGCUGCAUCCGCAAAGGAGUUAUGGACUACACUGUCCAACAAAUACCAGGCCGAGGACGCCGGUGCGAAGAAAUUUGUUGUCGGUAAGGUCUUGGAUUUUAAGAUGGUGGAUUCCAAACCCGUGGUCAGUCAAGCUGAAGAAUUGAUUCUCAUUUUUAAUGAGUGCACUGACGAGGGAAUGGGAGUCAGUGAGGCAUUCCAAGUGGCGGCGAUUUUUCAUGUGCUCCCGCCAGCUUGGGAUGAGUUCCGAAGCUAUCUCAAGCUCAAACGGAAAGAAAUGACUUUAGAACAGUUGCUUGUUCGUCUCCGGAUCCGUGAAGAGGGUCUCACUCACGAGAAGAAAGUAGCUGUUGCUAAGGCCAAUGUGGUGGAGCAUCCAUCCAAAGAGGGUUCUUCCAAAGGGCCCAAGCCGAAUAAGGACAAGAAGAAGAUUGGUCCUAAAGGAGGCGUCGUGAAGCCCAAGUUCGCUGGAAAAUGCUACAACUGUGGCAUUACGGGCCACCGUUCUUCAGAGUGCCGCAAGAAGCCUCAGAAGAAGAAGCAAAAGAAGGAAGAAGCUCUCUGCUCGGAGCUAGAUGCCAUGGACCUUUGUGCUGUCGUGACAGAGGUCAACCUGGUCGGGUCUAACCCGAAAGAGUGCCCAGUGCAUAAUGUCCUCGCAGCCCUGUGCAUAACGUCCUUGAAUCGCUGUCCAGUGUUUAAAGACCUCACUGUCCAGUGCUUAAAGACCUUGCUGUCCAGUGCUUAACGCCCUCGUUGUCCAGUCCUUAAUGUCCUCGUACAACAAGGCCAUUUGAAGAUAUAGAAAUUUAUUUUCAACUUUAUUUAUUUUGUAAUAUUCUGAAUAAAUUAUAAAUUCAGAAUUUUAUUUAUUGUUUAUUUACGGGGCCGUUCAUCUUCCCCGUCCGUUGUAAUCCGUACAAAAAUUGUAACAUCAAUAACAUAUACGAUAUGAUGAGUAACGAAAAUAUGGUAAAAAACUGAAUGAAAUUCAAUCGUGUGA